AUGAUUGAACCAUCGAGUGGUAGAUGCCUUUAGUAGGGUUUGUUCCGGUGUUGGAAUAUUGGCGAAAGUAUAUUUCCUAUCACUGGAAAAGUAGUAGGAAAAAAGCAUGAAAUUGCCAAUGAAUUCACAACGAUUGUUCGGAUACACAGUGAUAUGCUUCGAUCGGUAAACGUGACCAUCAUAGUAAGAUGCAUCCAUUCUGGAACAUGA
Molecule: messenger RNA, 210 nt
Organism: Haemonchus placei
Lineage: Eukaryota; Metazoa; Nematoda; Chromadorea; Rhabditida; Trichostrongylidae
Source: the annotation of a GenBank genome assembly